AUGGUCGACAUAAAGCAGAACCCUCUCGAACCUGUGAUCGAUACUGAACUCGCCAACAUCAGAGCAACUCAUCCAGACCCAUAUCUGGUCGCUUUCAAUGACCUCGACAGUGAUAACCCUAAGAACUGGCCAGAACGGCGCAAAUGGGCUGUCACAAAUGUUCUCUCGGUAACUGGGUUCAAUCGCAUACUCGUAUCAACGGUCAUGGCUCCUGCAUUGUCUGUUAUCGCGAAAGACCUGGACAUGACAGCGACGCAGUCGGUCAUGGCGUUGAGUAUCUAUCUCUUGGCAACUGCCUUCGGUCCCCUUGUCAUUGGGCCUUUGUCAGAGGUUUACGGACGCAAGGCCAUUCUGCAUGUAUCUAAUAUCUGGUUUCUUGUCUGGAAUGUUGCAUGCGGCUUUGCAAAUACCAAAGAGUUGCUGAUUGGCGCGAGAUUCCUUGCUGGAUUUGGAGCGAGUGCUGUGUAUGCCCUUGGAGGAGGCGUUCUAGGUGAUAUUUGGCGCCCGGAUCAGCGUGGAAAGUCACUGGGUUGGUAUAUGGUGAUUCCUUUGGUGGGUGCUGCAGUUGGUCCAAUCAUUGGAGGAUUCAUGACCUACCGAGUCACAUGGAGAUGGAUGUUCUGGUCGACAUCUUUGUUUCAAGUAGCCAUGGCCGCUCUUUCGUUCACUACCUUCCAAGAAACAUACGCACCAGCCAUUUUAAAGCAGCGAGCUCAGAGGUUACGCAAAGAGACUGGCGAGCCAUACUACACAUAUGAAGAGCGCACCCAAGAGGAGAUGUCGUUGGCAAAGGUUCUUGGCCAAGCCAUGACUCGUCCUCUACGCCUACUAGUAUUUCAUCCCAUCAUCCAAGUCGCAGCCGUCAUCUCGGCCCUUGGUUAUGGCCUUCUCUACAUUGUCUUGUCCAGCUUUGCAGAGCUCUGGGCUCAGCACUACGGACAAUCUGUUGAGAUCAGUGGCUUACACUACAUUGCCUGCGCCCUCGGAGAACUCCUCGCAUCGCAGCUCUGUGCACCGCUAAUGGAUUAUUGGUUCCACAAAAUGGAGCGUCGCGCUGGUGGUCAACAUGUCCCAGAGCACAGAAUACCUUUGAUGCUGAUGUUUGCUUUUGUGGCACCAAUCGGCUUUGUUGUCUAUGGCUGGUGCGCUGAGUAUCGUGUUCACUGGGCUUGGGUUGAUGUUGCCAUGUGUAUCACGACGUUCGGGAUGCAAAUUGCAGGGAUGCCGCUGCAAGCAUAUCUCAUGGACUCGUAUCCAGACCACACGUCCAGUGCCAUCGCGGCACAGCAGUUUCCCCGCAGUUUGGCAGCAUUUCUGUUCCCUCUGUUUACGCCCCAGAUGUAUGCUGCCCUAGGAUAUGGAUGGGGAAACAGUGCUAUGGCUUUGGUAGAGCUGGCUCUGGAAAUAGCUGCACCGAUUAUGUUGUGGAAGUAUGGUGCUAGGUUGAGAUCGCGGGCAACGUCGAGUCUCUGA
This is a messenger RNA of Fusarium pseudograminearum CS3096, 1473 nucleotides long. RefSeq lists its product as uncharacterized. Gene Ontology annotation, cellular component: membrane. Gene Ontology annotation, molecular function: transmembrane transporter activity. The record is from RefSeq and is a predicted model, not a curated record. The coding region runs from base 1 to 1473 and encodes 490 amino acids. Gene Ontology annotation, biological process: transmembrane transport. The transcript has 2 exons. NCBI's taxonomy places the organism in Eukaryota, Fungi, Ascomycota, Sordariomycetes, Hypocreales, Nectriaceae.